Oldenlandia corymbosa var. corymbosa is the source of this 2261-nucleotide messenger RNA. The record is from the annotation of a GenBank genome assembly. Lineage: Eukaryota; Viridiplantae; Streptophyta; Magnoliopsida; Gentianales; Rubiaceae.
AUAUUAUACGAUUUCUUGUUACAUUUGACAUAUACGUCAGGAUAAAAAAUACAUACAUUUGAUACGCAUAUAUUAUUAUUACGUCUAAUAAAAUCUACUACUACUAUUUUUUUUCUCAUUUAAUUGAUUUUUGGAUUUGAUUGGUUUAGUUAUAAAACGAAGAUGGGUUCAUUGUGAUUCGGGAAGAACAAAAAAAAGCAUAGCAUGUUUUCUAUCUCAGAAAGAAGCUUCCUUGGGUCUUUACCUCCUUAGUUAAACCCCCUCUUUCUCUGUUUUUUUUUUUCUCUUUCUCAUUUCAGCAUUUUCCCUCCAUAGUCUCUAUAAAUAUAUUUAUUCUUUCUCUGAUCAUCAUCAUCAUCAAAACAUCGAAAUUUAUUAAAGAAGAAAAAAAAAACCCAUCUUUGGAAAGCUACAGCUAAUUAAACCCAUGGUUUCAAUCAAACCGAUGAUGAUCUUGAUCAUUUUGGGCCUGUGUUUGAUUCUGGAGUGUGGUAAAGCUGAGCUUCCAAGAUUUGAGCACCCAAUCAAACCAGAUGGAUCACUCAGUCUUCUGGUUGUUGGUGAUUGGGGAAGAAGAGGCCUUUUCAAUCAAUCCCAAGUUGCUGCUCAGAUGGGAAAAAUGGGAGAGGAGGCCGAUGUAGAUUUUAUAGUUUCGACUGGAGACAAUUUUUAUGAUGAUGGGCUAACUGGAAUUAACGACCCAGCAUUCGAGGAGUCCUUUACCAAUGUCUACUUGAGCCCAAGCCUACAAAAGCAGUGGUACAUUGUUUUGGGAAACCAUGAUUACAGAGGUGAUGUUUUGGCUCAGUUGGAUCCAAUCCUUACACAAAAGGAUAAGAGAUGGUUUUGUAUGAGAUCAUAUGUUCUUAACACAGAUGUUGCAGAAUUUUUCUUCUUGGAUACGACGCCAUUUUCAGAUAAAUACUUCAGUGAUCCAGACCAUACUUAUGACUGGAGAGGAAUUCUUCCCAGAGAAGAGUAUCUCUCAAAUCUUUUAAAGGAUUUAGACACUGCAUUGAAGCAAUCAACCUCAAACUGGAAAAUUGUAAUUGGUCACCACACAAUUAGAAGUGGUGGAUAUCAUGGCAACACUGUAGAGCUUGAGAACAGACUCCUUCCAAUCCUCCAGGUAACUACUUCUGAUAACUGAUUCUUAACGCACAUAUGGAAUUUUUACAACAAUGAUAGGCUUAGGCUAUAUGAAUUAUAUAUGUCGCCAUUGUAAUACAUUUCUAGGUUUGACUAAACUAUUACUCUUUCAUUACAUUCAGGAAAACCAUGUUGAUCUUUACAUAAAUGGACAUGACCAUUGCUUGGAACAUAUCACUACUUCUGAAAGGUAAAUCUCCUGCUAUUUUUUUUUUCAAUAAAAAUUUCAGCAGAAAUAGCUUCAUAUGUGAAGUUUAACUAAUGCAUUUUGAACAAUGCAGCCCAAUUCAGUUUCUCACUAGUGGUGGAGGUUCAAAGGCAUGGAAGAAUAAAUUCAAUCCAGUGAACAAGGAUGACCUGAAAUUCUAUUACGAUGGACAAGGUUUCUUGACCAUGAAGAUUACUAAAGCUGAUCUUCACUUUCAGUACUAUGAUAUUUUUGGUAAUAUUUUGCACCAAUCCAGUCUACCUAAAGGGUUUUACCCCAUGUAAAACAUGUACUAAUUGGCGUUGGCCGAUGAUAAUUAAGUUGUUGUAAGUUGUAACUGUUGUAUAAUUUUGGCUCAAAUGCUCCCAAAUUAAUUAGAUGAAGGAUACAUGCUCCAGACUCUAUUUUUUUCAGUAUGUACUACUAAAUGUAACAAAAUCACAAGCUUUCAAUAAGAUGACUUACUGAACAGUCAAAAAUUGAACCGUGUGCUUUCCAAUUCGGGAAGCUCUGGAGCAAUUUUUCCCCAAGUGCAGCAGUGUAAGCUUCCCAUUCAACUAGUGCAGCAGAUAAACUGGCCCAGUCAAAAUUAAAUUGUGAUUUCUUCCCACAGUUUAGGUUUCUGAUAAAUGUCUCUGCCUGUAGAAGGUCUUUUAGAAACACCAGUUUUAGACAAUUGAUAUUCUCCUGUUGUGCUUUUGAUUGAGGCAGAACAUUCGUUGAAACUUCUUUCACGUUAAUAACAUUCGACGAAAAUGGAUACUUGUAACAGUAAAAUUGUACCACCUGUUGAAUAAAGUAACGACAGGAAGGAACCAGUUAUUGGCACACUAAAAAGAAUGAUCUGAUGCAGUAUAUUUAGGGUGUUCAGAGUAUCGAGUACCUGAAGAACAUGCAUCAUAUU